AUUACGUACCAAUCACUUUACAAUUAACACACUCUCUUCUCUCUCUAGCCCUCUCUCUCUCUGUAACAAUGUCUAGGGUUUUCAUCUCUAAGAUGCUCUCUCUCACUUGUCGACGUUGCUACAGCAUCGCGACGGAGAGUUCGCAUGCUGCGCAUGCAGCGACAUCGACGGUGGUGAGGACGGAGGGUGCGACGACCGCGAAGCAGGCGGCAGCGGAGGGAAAGGAGGUGUUCUGGAUGAGGGACCCGAAAACGGGAUACUGGGUACCGGAGAACCGGUUCGACCAGGUCGACGCCGCGGAGCUCCGAGCUCGGUUGCUUCCCAAGAGAUCAAACCAUGAAUGAGAAACGCGAGCAUUCAUGCACUAGCUCUACUUUUUUCUUUUUUUUUUUGUCCCCACUCUUUUACGUGCGUUUUGUGUUUAAUUUGUGUUUAGUGUUUUUAAGGAGUUGCAUCACAAUUACCAGGCUAAGGGUGUAAUUCUCGUCUUGUUUGAUUAAUGAAGUCUAAGUUUAUUGUGUUUUUUCGCGA
Ananas comosus (pineapple) is the source of this 531-nucleotide messenger RNA. Its product is annotated as protein SENESCENCE-ASSOCIATED GENE 21, mitochondrial-like. Lineage: Eukaryota; Viridiplantae; Streptophyta; Magnoliopsida; Poales; Bromeliaceae. The transcript has 2 exons. The record is from RefSeq and is a predicted model, not a curated record. Bases 69 to 344 code for a protein of 91 amino acids.